Messenger RNA from Raphanus sativus (radish), 1621 nucleotides. Its product is annotated as protein trichome birefringence-like 33. The record is from RefSeq and is a predicted model, not a curated record. Bases 204 to 1490 code for a protein of 428 amino acids. Gene Ontology annotation, molecular function: O-acetyltransferase activity. NCBI's taxonomy places the organism in Eukaryota, Viridiplantae, Streptophyta, Magnoliopsida, Brassicales, Brassicaceae. The transcript is spliced from 5 exons. Gene Ontology annotation, cellular component: Golgi apparatus.
AAUCCUUGUACAAUACUCAUCUUUUGGCAUCCUCUUUCCAAAUAUUAUUUGCAGGUUGAGUGGAAUGAGAUCAUCAAGAACCCAAAGUGUUCAUUUCUUAAUUUUCUUAUCUUCUCUUUUCCUAAUACUAAUUGUCACAUUUUGAGUACUCUAAUUACAUUUAAAGACGCUCUACUAUUCUCACUCUUUCCCAAUCCUAAAACAUGAAACCUUCAUCACCAAUGUCAUUCACUUCUUCUUCACUUUCUCCUUCACUUCCAAGAAAAACCCGUCUCUCUCCUUACCUCUUCACACUCUUAACAUUCAUCCUCUUUGUAUGUGUUCUCUAUGGUGAAGACUUCAUGUGCAUCUUUAGCCAGCUUGAGCCCACUUUUGUCCUCCAACCUUCUCCAACACCGGGUAACAAGAAAGCAGAGAAGCUUGCAUUUGCUAUUGGUAAAACAGAGGAAAGCUGUGACGUGUUUAGUGGGAAGUGGGUGAGAGAUGAAGUUUCCCGACCACAGUACGAGGAAUGGGAGUGUCCGUACAUCCAACCUCAGCUUACGUGUCAAGAACGCGGCCGUCCCGAAAAAGAUUACCAGUUCUGGCGGUGGCAACCUAAUCACUGCGAUCUUCCCUCUUUCAACGCCACGUUGAUGUUGGAAACACUGAGAGGGAAGAGGAUGAUGUACGUAGGAGACUCGUUAAACCGUGGAAUGUUUGUAUCAAUGAUCUGUCUUCUUCAUCGUGUCAUCCCUGAUGAUCAAAAAUCAAUUAAAACUUCUGGUUCCCUCACUGUCUUCACCGCCAAGGAAUAUAACGCGACGAUAGAGUUCUAUUGGGCACCGUUUCUUCUAGAAUCCAACUCAGAUGAUGCAAUUGUCCAUAGAGUAUCAGAUAGGGUUGUGAGGAAAGGGUCAAUCAACAAGCAUGGUCGUCACUGGAAAAACGUUGAUAUAAUCGUCUUCAAUACUUAUCUAUGGUGGAUGACUGGCUUGAAGAUGAAAAUAUUGCAAGGAUCUUUUGAAGAUAAAGAGAAGGUUAUCACAGAGGUUUCUACUGAAGAUGCGUAUAGGAUGGGGAUGAAGAGUAUGUUGAGAUGGGUGAAGAACAAUAUGGAUCGUAAGAAAACUAGGGUUUUCUUCACAAGCAUGUCUCCAACUCAUGCCAAGGGCAUAGAUUGGGGAGGUGAACCGGGACAGAACUGCUAUAAUCAGACAACACUCAUAGAAGAUCCAAACUACUGGGGAUCAGAUUGUCGGAAAAGCAUAAUGAAAGUGAUUGGAGAAGUAUUUGGGAGAUCGAAAACACCGAUAACGUUACUCAACAUAACGCAGAUGUCAAACUAUAGAAAAGAUGCGCACACUUCCAUAUACAAGAAGCAGUGGAGUCCACUUACGUCGGAACAGCUAGAGAAUCCUACAAGCUAUGCGGAUUGUGUGCACUGGUGCUUGCCUGGCCUUCAAGACACUUGGAAUGAGCUUCUCUUUGCUAAACUUUUCUAUCCUUGAGAAGCAAGAAAAUAUGUCCUACGUUUGAAGUCAGAUACCGUUUUCGUCUUUUUGUGUGGAAAGAGGCCUUCGAGAAAUUGUAAAAUGUAGUCACUGAAUUUAUAUAGACUCGUUGUGGUUAUAAGGCAAAA